UGCAUACUCGGCCCUAGGUGCCGCUGCACUCCGUGCCACCUCAGUUGAGUGCCUCUCGGCUCCAUAUAGACCACGGUGCUUCAUGGGCUUUAUCGCUCUAUCGGUCCUGUGAAGGAGAGAAAGAGAGAUAGAGAGAGAGAGAGAGGGGAAAGCCUCCCUUGUCACCCACUCUUCAAAACGGCUAGCCGCCCCGCCCCCCCUACCCAAUGUACUCCCCUCGAUUUCACUCCCCCCCCUCCUCCAGAUAUCAAUCAAAGCCUCAUAGAUAUUGGUCAAGCCUUCAAUACCGCCUCAUUUUGUGCCUCGGUAUCUCCGCGAGAUUCGCGUCGGAUUAGAGAAAGAGAGAGAGAGAGAGGGAGCGGGAGAGAGAGAGAGAGAGAAAGAGAGGGUUCCGUCAGCGGGGAAGUUUGGUGUUUUUCGGCCGCCCGUUAGUGCCGCACGUAGUCAAGCCCGUCCGCGAGUGAGACGGGAGACGGGUCAUAGUGGUGACAUUUUUAUCUGACAGUUUGAAAAUCCUGGAAAGGAAAUCUGGAAAAUCCUGGAAAAAUGAAACUAUUCGCCGAUAAAUUCUUAGAAGUGCUAAAUAUUUAACAAAACGGUAAAGUCAAUAAAAAAUAGUGAUGAUUGAUAACUGAAAACAAAGAUUAAAAUUAAAAUUAAAAAUCUAACUUCAAUAAUUCUCAUUGUGACGAAAUUUUCUCAUUUACCAAAAACUCCUCGACGGCGGCAGAAUUGAAAAGCCGAAAUCUGCUUUACUGUGGCCGACGAUUAGACGGGUGACCGACCGACUCUCCGGUUUGAAUAUUUUUUGCGAGAAGAGGACACACAACCGGACUGCCAAAACCGAUGGGGCCAAUCAAAAGCGAGAAGACCGUGGACAUGUUACCGAGUUUGCCUUAUCCGGAUCCUGCCUUAGCGGCCAUGGGUACGUAAUCAGCUUGCACUGUUGCCAACUCUUGUCCUGAAGGAGAAGAUUGGCAACACUUGUGUUAAAUAAGAUGUGAGGUGUAGCUACAUUUCGAUCCCCAAAUUCAGCAGUACGGAGAGGUGAACCAACUGGGCGGAGUCUUCGUCAAUGGCCGGCCCCUCCCGAAUCACAUACGCAUGCGCAUAGUCGAGCUGGCGCAGCUGGGGAUACGCCCUUGUGACAUAUCUCGACAGCUACGAGUAUCACACGGCUGCGUGUCCAAAAUUUUGGCCAGGUACAACGAGACAGGCUCCAUCCUCCCAGGGGCCAUAGGGGGUUCCAAGCCCAGGGUGACCACCCCAAAAGUGGUGAAUUACAUCAAGGACCUCAAACAGAAGGACCCGGGCAUCUUCGCUUGGGAGAUCAGGGAGAGGCUGCUGAAGGACGGUGUUUGCGACAAAUAUAACGUCCCAAGUGUGUCCUCCAUAUCAAGGAUACUACGCAACAAGAUCGGCUCUCUGCCCCAUUUGGGAGGCCAGAGCCACUACGAGAUGAAGCACUCGUCCAUCUACAGUACCCUGUACCCAGCGGCGGCCGCCUACACUGCCGCCGCCUAUUCCAUGGCCCCACACCCUCCUUCGGCCAUGCAACAAGGCCCCCAGGUCCCCGCUCCCCCUCCCCCGGGGCCUCCGGGGGGCACCGUCACGCCAGGAAGUACCACCGCAGUUCCGACGGGGAAGAGUACCAAUACCCCGUCUCCGCCCGUGUCGGGGUCGACCUGCGGCGCCAUGGGCGGCAUGAGGUCUCACUGGCCCUCUUCGCACUCGGUGUCUGACCUCCUGGGGCACGUCAACAUGGCCGCCGCCGCGGGGCUGACCCGUCAUCACCACCAUCACCACAUGCAGGACGCCAACAACUACAACUACUACAUGUACUUGCACUCGGGCACUCAGCAGAACAACCCGUUGGCCCACAAUACCCUCCCGAACCACCUCUCGUCCUCCUUCGCCAACGGCUUCUCCAACCCGCUGGGGAACCCGCUCUCGAACGGCCUCUCCAACGGCAUUCCUACAGGACUCAGCAACGGGCUGCAAAACACCUUCCCAACCCCACUGACCUCCAUGAUGGGCGGGUCGAGCCUCACGCCCCAGACUGCAACGCUUUAAAACUCCAGUUCCACGGAGGUCAUCCGUGACUUUCACCACGCCACGUCGCUUCUCUUCUCCUUCCACGCUGCGUACGAGAGAUUCACUUCAACGUGGAACUUUGCAAACUUUUCCCUCUUCUCUCUGAUCACGAACACUUUUACGCCUUAUUUUGCAGUCCUGUGGCGCUCACGAACGCACGCAAUCGAGCACAAAUAGACUUGAUUUUUAUCGAAAACUUUUUAUUACGAAAUACCCUUCAUAGAAAAGAAAAAACAGUUUUAUCUUGAAUCACACUGUGUUCUCGAAUUCUUUGUGGAAGUGCCUAUGUGAAAAAUAAAACUAUGUGCCUCUCAACUGUGCCUUAACUGUGUGAUAACCAGAGGGUAAUAUUAAGAAGAUAUAUAUAUAUAUAUAUAUAUAUAUA
This is a messenger RNA of Macrobrachium nipponense, 2479 nucleotides long. RefSeq names its product paired box protein Pax-1-like. Bases 1105 to 2073 code for a protein of 322 amino acids. NCBI's taxonomy places the organism in Eukaryota, Metazoa, Arthropoda, Malacostraca, Decapoda, Palaemonidae. Gene Ontology annotation, molecular function: RNA polymerase II cis-regulatory region sequence-specific DNA binding; DNA-binding transcription factor activity, RNA polymerase II-specific. Gene Ontology annotation, biological process: regulation of transcription by RNA polymerase II; anatomical structure development. The transcript has 5 exons. The record is from RefSeq and is a predicted model, not a curated record.